Cheilinus undulatus (humphead wrasse) is the source of this 4265-nucleotide messenger RNA. RefSeq names its product Down syndrome cell adhesion molecule-like protein Dscam2. Lineage: Eukaryota; Metazoa; Chordata; Actinopteri; Labriformes; Labridae. Bases 99 to 2807 code for a protein of 902 amino acids. The record is from RefSeq and is a predicted model, not a curated record. The transcript is spliced from 13 exons.
CUGACGACAACAUGUAGAUUGACUAAAAGUAUUCAAUGUGACGGAGCUAUAUCUUGUGGUUUUAACUAUUUUUCAACAUUUUAUGUUACUGCUACCACAUGAAGAUGAAAACAGCAGUGAAGAGUUCAACAACUACAAAGAGAGGAUUUGUCUCCUUCCUUCUCUCUUUAACAGUGGUACAGGCUCAGAGUGACUGGAGAGUGACUUACUCUUCCUCUCAGAUCUGUGCUGUGGAAGGAUCAACAGUGGACAUACCAUGUUCUUACACAUAUCCAUCCAGAAGGAAUGAGCAUGACACCGUAGUUUGGAGAUCUUUCUGGUUUGUGAAAAUGUAUGGAAACGACCCUUUGGAUCUGAGAAACCACCCAGAUUACAGAGGUCGUGUAGAGUAUCACUUUCAUGAUAACAGCUGCACCCUGAGGAUCACCAACGUCAGACAGAGCGACUCAGCUGAAUACAGAUUCAUGUUCAUGACAAACCAACCAGAGGGAGGAGCUACUGGUUCACCUGGAGUCACUCUGUCAGUCACAGAUCCAGAUUUACAUGUGAGGGUGAUUAAUACAACAAUCUUCCAUGGUCUUACCUGGAGAGAGCUGAACUGUCACAGCAGAUGUCUUCUUCCUGAUCGUCCUUCCUACGUUUGGUACAUAAAUGGACGCAGGAUUAUCACAGAAACAUCUUUCAGACUUUCAGGCUACUUGUUUCCUGCUGACAGUUACACCUGUGCCCUGAAAGGUUACGAGAGUUCUCCUUCUCCUUCAGUGUGUGUUGAAGGGGAAAACUGCAGCAGAGUGACAUACACCAACAGAAGCAUCUGCGCCUUUGAAGGCUCAACAGUGGAUAUUUCUUGUACUUACAAAAAUAACGGAGCAGUGAUUUCAAAAUUCUGGUUCACCCCUCAUCGUAGUCAGUCCUGGAGGUUCCCCUCAACUCCUGAGGACCUAAGAGAAGACCCCCAGUAUGCAGGUCGAGCUCAGGUCUUGGAGAAAGAGGGAGGGCACUCCACUCUGAGGAUCUCUGACCUGAAACAAAGCGAUUCAGCCCAGUAUCACUUCAAGUUCAAGACACAAAAACUUCAAUGGCACAACGAUUUACCUGCUACGUCUCUGACUGUCACAGCUCUACAGGUGCAGGUGACCAGAAUAAACUGGACUUAUUACACUGUAGUGUUGAAGUGUCACAGCAGCUGCAGUCCAGCUCCUCAUCUCUACAUCUGGUACAAAAAUGGAGGGAAAAUUCAGGAGGGAACAUCCUCUUUUUCUGGAUACUUUCAGCAUUUAGACAGCUUUGCCUGUGCUUUAAAAGGAUAUGAAGAUUUCCCCUCACCUUCAGUCUGUGUCCAUGGUCAAGACUGCUACAGAGUGACAUACAAUGUCAGGAACAUCUGUGCCCUUAAAGGCUCAUCAGUGGAUAUUUCAUGCACCUACUACAGCUAUGAGAGUCUUCAAUCAGUGUUUUGGUUCAGUCCUGAUCGUAGUCAUCAGUGGAAGAGAGGCACAGAGCCUGAAGACCUCAGUAAAGACCCCCAGUAUGCAGGUCGUGUCCAAAGCUGGAGAGGAGGAUGGAUUAUCACGUUGAGAAUCUCUGAGCUGAGAGAGAGAGACUCUGCUCAGUAUCACUUCAAAUUUAAAACAGCAGACUUUGAAUGGGGGAACAGCUUCGCUGGUACAACUCUGACUGUCACAGCUCUCCAGGUGAAGGUGAUCAGUGUAACAGUCCACCAGGAUUAUACUGAGGCAGAGCUGAGGUGUCACAGCAGCUGUAGUCCUGCUGGUGGUAUUUCUUAUACCUGGUUGAAGAACGGACAGAAAAUCCCGAGUGCUGAAAACUCUUCUCAUAGAGAUCGGCUUUAUCCAGGAGACUUUAUGUCUUGUGCUUCAAAAGGACUUGAAAAUUACGCCUCACCCUCUGUGUAUGCUCUGAAGACUCCCUCUGUGUGGGUGAGUCCUCUGGAUGAAAUAACAGAGGGCAGUUCAGUGACUCUGACCUGUAGCAGUGAUGCUAACCCAGCAGCUAAUUACACCUGGUACAGGAAGAACCAAACCCUGUCCAGUGAGGGAGCACAGCUUGUCUUCAGCUCCAUCCAGUCCUCUGACUCUGCAGAAUAUCAGUGUGCAGCUGAGAACCAGCUGGGGAGGAGAGAAUCUAAACCCGUCUUUAUCCAUGUCCAAUAUGCUCCAAGGCUUCCCUCUGUAUCAGUGAGUCCCUCUGCUGAGAUAGUGGAGGGCAGUUCAGUGAAUCUGACCUGUAGCAGUGAUGCUAACCCAGCAGCUAAUUACACCUGGUACAAGGAGAAUGAAGACUCACCUCUAGCUUCAGGACAGAUCUUCACCAUCACUGAUGUCAGAGCUGAACACAGUGGGAAUUAUUACUGUGAGGCCAAGAACACAAGAGGGCGCCAUAACUCCACCUUCACUCUGACUGUUGUUGUGACAGCUGGAGUGAAAUUACCCAUUGUUGCUGGAUUAGUCGCUGUUGUCCUCCUGGUUAUUGUGGCCGUUUCUGUCUUGUUCUUGAUCAGAAAAAAGAAGGCUUCCAAAGAACCUCCUCAGGCUGCAGAGAGACAAAAUGACAGGCAACAGGGAGAACCAGAGGAGCAGGAUGAGCUUCAGUAUGCCAGUGUACAGUUCUCUCCAAACCAGGCAGAUCUAUACUCCAACAUCAGACCAGCUCGGCCAAUCAGACACACGGAAAGACAGGACGUCUCUGAAUAUGCUGCUGUCAGGUUUACUGGGAAUGCCACAAGAACCAGGAGACCAGAAGAGGAUACUGCUGCACUGUAUAGCACAGUCAACAAACACCGAUAACAGCAGGCACUUUUUUAUUUUUCUAAAUAUCUCAUGUUGAUUUGUGUUUACACAUACAUUAGAUUUUAUCAUUUUAGUUGUUGGUUAUUCCAAUAAUAUACCACUGUGACAAUGAAAAUCAUAGUUACAAGACAACAUCUUUAUUUUACACACAGAAUUUUCCUUUUUAAAUCUCAGCAUUUGUCCUCUCUGCAUAACCUGUGCUGUAUUUAUCCAAAUGUUCAUGUUUAUCCAGGAUUAGCUAGAGUUAGUAUUUACUGUAUUUUAUGUGUCACUGUAACUUUAGAAGAAGUGGGACUAAAGAAAUCUGUAUUAUUCAAGUUUUUCAGUAAAUCAAUACAUUAGUUAGUAUUUGUUUCUUAACUUCAAAAGGGCGAAAUUAUCUGAUUUAGACAUAAAACAAAGACAGGUAAUACAGUCAGCACCAGUGAAUGGUUUGGAAAUGUUUUUUCUAGCUUUAGAAUUAUUUAGUGGCUAAAAUCGACUUGAUUUAACAUUUGUUUGAUGAAGCUUUAAAAGUCUCUCCUUGUUUUGGGUUGGUUUUAAAAAGUCUGUCUUAAAGUUGUUCUCCUUGGUGAAACCUCUUGAUGUAAUAUCUUGUAGUUAUAACUUUUGUAAAAUGCUUUUUUCAACUAUUUAUAAAUGCAUUUUUCAUUUCUUUAAAUAUGCUUAUCUAUAGAUUGAGUUAAUGAAUUCUUCUUCCUGCUGUCAAACUUCCUCUGCAGGUAAAAAAAAAAAUCAAAGAGGUUUUGGAAAAAAGACAUUGUUCUUCAUAUGGGUGCUGCUUGUGGUUCCUAAGUAGAAAGUACACAUGAGUCACUGCUAGAGCAAAAAGAAUAUGUCAUUGAGAUAUUUUAUGCAUUUGCCCCCUUUUUCGUUUUACAAGAAAAUGACGUCUACAAACCCUGUGUCAGGUGUCAGACAAGCUUUAGUUCUCAAAAAUCAUUGAUUAUUGAACUGGAAGCAACUGAAUUAAAAUAAAAUCAGAGAUGACAAUAAAAGCUGCAUGGAAGUUGAGAACAGUAGAAAAAUGCUUUAGGUAACACUCCUCUCUUAUCACUGCGAAACCACUGAACUUUUCAUACUGUGUGUCUACUGUAAUGGACAUCAAAUGUAAGUCACAUUGAGCAUGUUUGCAUGGAGUUAAGUACGUCUGUUUUGAUCAGGAUUUUCAAGGAUCCUGUUUAAUGUUUUAAAGGAACAUCAUCAACCAAUUUCAGAAAGCACAAUCAGCCCUUGCCCCAGUCUUGGACAGCCAGUUUUGCUCCCUGGAGAACUCUGUGGCUACUUGUUAGUUCGUUUUCUGACAGCUGUCAACUACCUGUGCAGGUGCAGGCUCAGCCAAAACAAACAUGGAGGUGGAAAUGAAAGCAACUAAGAAACUGGGUAUUCUCUUUUGGUCAUGAAUGCCUUUUUAAUUAUUGCAAGUUUAUCUGAGAGGAAACAUUAAAAUGCUGA